GAGUUUUCAUAGAGUGGCCAGAAAUUGGAGAAGGAACCUGCAUUUGUCAGAGGCUCUUUCCUGAUAGGCUCUAUUUAUUAGGAUUUUGUAAUCCCACAUCCACCUAAAAAAAUAAUAUCCUGGCCUUGGGAUGAUAUAGAUGGAAGAAACGCCUGAAAACAGACCUUAUAUUUCUAAGGCUUCUGCUGCUGCAGGGAGAGAACAUUGUCUGCUGAAGCAACAGUGAUUAAUUUUCUUGAAAGAUGGAGAACUGGGUCAAGCAGCAUAGCCCAGAGAUUUGUGCCCAGGUCGUGGCCUUGGCUGAGGAUUUCCUGCUGAGGCAACGAGAGACGGAGAGAUGGGAGAAAAAGGUGAUGGUUGAAAAUAUUUCUGAUGUGGAGCAGUCUCCAUCUGACACUAAACAGGAACAGCACUUUAAGAAGGAAGAAGAGGAAGAUACAGUCUCACUUGCAGGUGAUGAACAGGUGAGUGAGGAUGAAGAAGAAGAUGAGGAGGAGGAGGAGGAGGACAACCUCAAUCUAGAAGAGUCUGAAUCAGAUGAACUAUCUUUUGGAGGUGACAUAUCAUGGAGAGUUGCAGAAGCAUCUGGAAGUCACCAAAUCCCAGAUAUAAGGGAAGAUGGAAAGUACGUAGAGAAAAGAUUCAAUAACUCUAUGCGAACAUAUGACAAAGGUAACUGGGAUCUGAAAGAACCCAGAGUCCCAGCAAGAAUCUAUAACUAUGGGGGAGUGAGGAUGUGCAUGGACUGUGGGAAAACCUUCAAGCAAAGUUCAAGCCUAUAUAGGCACCGGAGACUCCACACUGGAGAGAAACCAUACGGGUGUCCGGAGUGUGGCAGAAACUUCAGCCGCAAGUCGCACCUCAUUGCUCAUCAGAGGACCCACACGGGGGAAAAGCCCUAUGACUGCAUGGAGUGUGGGAAGAGCUUCAGCCGGAAGUCACAUCUCACCACCCAUGAGAGAAUCCACACUGGGGAGAAGCCAUAUAAAUGUGGGGAGUGUGGAAAGUGUUUCAGCCAGAGUUCAGCCCUUGUGGCUCAUGAGAGGUCCCAUACUGGCGAAAAGCCAUUCACUUGUCCUGAUUGUGGGAAGACCUUCCACCGGAGAUCAGGUCUCUCAGCACAUGAAAGAACGCACACGGGAGAAAAGCCAUACAGAUGCACAGAGUGUGGGAAAACCUUCAGCCAAAGCUCUGGCCUUUUGGCCCACGAGAGAACCCAUACAGGAGAGAAGCCGUAUAGAUGUAGCGAGUGUGGGAAAAGCUUCUGCGAGCGCACUGCUCUUGUCCGACAUUUGAGAACUCACACAGGGGAGAAGCCGUACAGUUGUGCUGAGUGUGGAAAGAGCUUCAGCCAGAGUUCAGGUCUUUUGGCGCACGAACGGACCCACACAGGGGAGAAACCCUACAAAUGCUCAGAUUGUGGGAAAAGCUUUGGGCAUCGCUCUGACCUUCUCAGGCACCAGAGGAUUCUUAAAAGGGGGAAACCAUACAAAUGCUCAGAAUGUGGGAAAAGUUUUGGCCGAGGCUCCGACCUCCUUCAGCAUCAACAGAUCCAUACAGGGGAGAAGCCCUAUAAAUGUUCAUAUUGUGGGAAGUCUUUCAGCUGGCGGUCAAACCUGAUUAAACACGAGAGGAUCCACACAAGGGGGAAAACGUUGAGCGGUGUAGUCUGAGUGUGCAAACGCCUGUCUUCAGAUGUAAAGCAGUCCAGGCAGAAGGGCCACUGUGUCAAAUAUUUAGACCAUGGAAAUUUUAACCACAGUCGGAAAUGACUGCUUGCUCCCUGUCAGUAAAUAGAAUAGAGAGAUUUUCACAAAGUAAUGAUUUCAGGAGCAACUUCAGCUUUCAGUUGUAUCAAUGGAGAAAACAUUUAUCCACUGUUUUUGUGAUUCUACAGUCACAUCUCUCAUAUUUGUGGGUUCAACAUUAUUCACCGAUUUGAUUAAUGUGGUCUUUCUAAAAAUGUCUAGAUCAGAUGUGUCAAACUUGUCUCUAAACACAAUAUAUGUAUAUACGUGUCUGUCACAUGUGUCAAGGACCGUGGGCCGAAUCUCCCGCCAUGUCAAUUUAUAUGAUCCUCCAGAUGCUGAAUGACAACUUCAGUAUUCUUCAUCAUGAGAGAUCUAUGACUAGAGUUGAUGAGAGUCAAAUUCAGUAACACCUGGAAGGCUGAAGUUUGUGCUCUUUAAUCAAGAGAGUGUGGUUUGAAUUUAGAUACAAGGCUUGUGGAUAAGAAGUCUGCAUCAAAAUGUUCUUUAAUCUUUCCCUAACCUACAAGAACUAUUGGGUUGCAAUUCCCAUUAUCCCCAGUUCACAUGGCAGAUAAUAUAAAGCAAUUGGAGUUGUUGUUCAAUAUUAUCUGAGAUAAAAGCGAAAUAGCAGACUACUAUAUAAAACAAUUGUAGUUGGCCCUCUUUAUUCACUGAUUUUCCGUCCAUGAAUUCAAAGGCCCUUUGAAGGCAACCAUAAGGCUGAUCUGACCCUGCAUGAGAAUUAGUCUGACACCCUGGUGUAGUACAUCCCAAGGGUCUGAAGGCUAGUUUGGCUUUGCUAGCCCCUUGGCCAGCCACACCAGUACACUUGUGGUAACCAAAAGUUGCAUUUUGUCUGACUAGAACAGUGGUUCCCAACGUUCCUAAUGCCAUGACCCCUUAAUACAGUUCCUCGUGUUGUGACCCCCAACCAUAAAAUUAUUUUCUUUGCUACUUCAUAACUAUAAGUUUGCUACUGUUAUGAAUCGUAAUGUAAAUACUUGAUAUGCAGGAUGUAUUUUCAUUCACUGGACCAAAUUUGGCACAAAUACCCGAUAUGCCCAAAUCUGAAUACUGGUGGGGUUGUGGGGGGAUUGAUGUUGUCAUUUGGGAGUUGCAGUUGCUGGGAUUUAUAGUUAACCUACAAUCAAAGAGCAUUCUGAACGCUACCAACGAUGGUAUUGGACCAGACUUGACACACAGAACUCCCAUGACCAACAGAAAAUGCUGGAAGGGUUUUGUGGCCACUGACCUUGAGUUUUUGCGUUAUAGUUCACUCCAGAGAGCACUGUGGAUUCCAAAAAAUGAUGGAUCUGGACCAGACUUGGCACAGAAUACUCAAUAUGCCCAAAUUUGAACACUCGGAGUUUGGGGGAAAUAGACCUUGACAUUUUGAAGUUGUAGUUGCUGGGAUUUAUAGUUCACCUACAAUCAAAGAGUCCUUUGAACCCACAGCAACGAUAGAAUUGGACUAAACUUCCCACACAGAACCCCCAUGACCAACAUUAGGAUUUGGGUUCCUAAGACCAUCAGAAAUAUGUGUUUUCUUAUGGUCUUUGUUGACACCUCUGAAACCCCCCUCACGACCCCCCCCCCCCCGGGGUCCUGACCCCCAGGUUGAGAAGCUAGAAUGUGUUUUUUUCUGUUGAGGGGACUAACAUCCAAAGUCCAAAAUAGUCCUUAUAAAGUCCAUUUUUGGGUGAAAACGGGGCAGAGGGAAUGCUGAAUUAGGAAACAAUGGAUCCAGUGGGCCAAGAGCCAUGCAGGAUGUCACAAGGUCCACAGAACUCCCAUCUCUCAUCUAUUCGUAUGUCCUUCAUUCAAAUUACAAUUAAGCCCAACCUAGUAAUAUUGAUGAUGCAACACAUUUUCUUAACGAUGUUGGGAGAUAUUCCAUUAUAUUUAAACCUUGUCUAUAUAGACAUGCACAUUUGCAUGUUUGUUUUUUAUGGCUUUGAAUAUUCACCUUUUUUUAAUUAAAAUGUUCUACUUAGGAAUUUAGUUCCUCCACUGGAGCUCUAUAACAGGCAUGGGCAAACUUCGGCCCUCCAAGUGUUUUGGACUUCAACUCCCACAAUCCAAAAUACCUGGAGGGCCGAAGUUUGCCCAUGCCUGCUCUACAGUCAUCUACUUCUGGAAUUGACCACUGAAAGAACACCUCCCUAGAACGACUCUGUGUUGAACUUUUACUGCAGAUUCCUAGGGAGGUAUUAAUCUUGGAUACUUUAAUAAUAUAUUUUUUCUGAUUUUCACAGGGGUUCUGUGGCCUUAACCCCAGCAAAUAUGGAGUGCUGAUUACACUUUUCCCCCCCUCACACUGCCUUCAAUCCUUAUCCACCCCACAUGUUUUUGGAUAGUUGUUUUCCAUAUGUGUGAUAUGUGGAGGCUUUAAAAGCAGCCAAGUAAUGGAUCUGCAUGAAGAAUUAUUUGGGGGAGGGAGAGAGAGCGAGAAAGAGAAUGGGUAAAGUUUUUAGUACCCAACAUCUCUGUAAAUAAUUAUCUGUAACUAUAUGUUUUAACGGCGCUCCAAUGCAGUCACGCCGGCCACAUGACCUUGGAGGUGUCUACGGAAAAUGCCGGCUCUUUGGCUACAAAAUGGAGAUGAGCGCCAACCCCUAGAGUCGGACACGACUGGACUUAAUGUCAGGGGAAACCUUUACCUUUACCUUAUAUGUUUUUCCAUUUGAUUAAUCGCUUUAUGCUAAAAGCAGUGCUGGACAGUGUCUUCUGUGUUUGUUACGCAGUAAAUCUGUUCUUGGUUUCAGCCUGGACCUUAAAGGAGUUCUCCAAGGUGCUGAUCUCUAUGACCUCCAUAUGUUAGGCAUCAUAGCUCAUUGAAAGUUCAAACCAAAACUCAGGUCACAUUCACAAUUCUCCUAUCAGCUGCCACUAAAUAAACUCUUGGUUGACUAAUCUACAUGUGGCAUGGACAAACUUCAUCCCUUCAGGUGCUUUGGACUUCAACUUUAACUGGUAUGGUUCCAUGCUUUCGAAUCAUAGGAGUCAUAAUUUGGUGGGGUACAAGCCUUGUAAAACUACAACCCCCAUGAUUCCAUAGCAUUGAGCCAUGCCAUUUAAAGUAUGAUCAAGCUGCAUUAAUUCUACAAUGUAGUUGUAUCAUUAUUUUUCAAGAUGACAUAUCCUCAAGAACUUGAGAUGCAUGAUCUCCUGCCUUUGCAUCUGAUACAGUUCAUACAGAGGGGCAAACUGACUUGCCACCUUUUAGUCUGUCAUCAAGAGGAAUGACAUUUUCAUGAAAAGAGCCAUUUGUUAAAACUCGAAGUGGGGAGUGAUGUUGGAUAUCCAAGGCAAGAAAGGGCUGUGGGGCAAGGGUGGGAAAGGGAGACUCGAAGAGAAGAAAGUUAUUUCAGUAACUUCAUAAAAGAAAUUAGUGUUUUGGUGUAAUUCCCCCCCCCCCCCCUACAUAUUUUUUCUUUCCUGUGACACUGUAAAGAAACUGAGCCAUAAAAAUGUUUCUCUGUGUUUUUUUAA
Molecule: messenger RNA, 5243 nt
Organism: Anolis carolinensis (green anole)
Lineage: Eukaryota; Metazoa; Chordata; Lepidosauria; Squamata; Anolidae
Product: zinc finger protein OZF
Exons: 4
Coding region: 243-1673 (476 amino acids)
Biological process (GO): regulation of transcription by RNA polymerase II
Cellular component (GO): PcG protein complex; chromatin; transcription regulator complex
Molecular function (GO): RNA polymerase II cis-regulatory region sequence-specific DNA binding; DNA-binding transcription factor activity, RNA polymerase II-specific
Source: RefSeq, a predicted model, not a curated record